CAGCGCGCCGAAGUUGAACAGAGUGGAGAGACAUCCUGAGGACUGCCAGUGUCUAACUCUCCGGAGCUUCAUUCAACUUUCAUAAUCAUGGAAUUUGACGGGAGUGUACUGGUUAAAUGUAACGACGAAGAGCUGCAUCUAAAGUUAGAUCACAAACAGCGGAUGACUCUCCACUGUCAGCAGUGUAACACGGUGCUUGGAGACUCCUACGGCAUAUGUGGAGAGGUUAAAAGUAUGGACUCUAUCCUGUGUCUGAAGGUGACUGAUGAUGUGGUCAUGAGUGAUGUAAAAGAGCUGGGACAGAAAGGAGAACUGGCAAACUGCAUCUACAGUUCUCUAAAAUGUCGAUGCUGUCGCUUCUUUGUGGGGAAAGUCAUCCAUGCAUCCCCGUCCCGUUGGGCCACAAUUCGCUCACUCUUCCUGCUUUACAAAACAAACAUCCGCUGUUACAUCCUCAACAGCAGCUCAAUGGUGAAAGCAUCAUCACUGACAACAUUUGAUGUGAAUGCUUUUAGAGUAAGCAUCACUGAGGCUAGACAGCAGUUUGAAUCACAGUUGGACCAGACGUCUCACGUUAAGAGCAGACUGUCUGACAGGAGUGUGAGCAGUCAACUAGACAAGUAGUUCUCUAAACAUCUGUAUGUGAUGUAAAUUGAUUUCUUUUCAUGGAAUGUUUUUGGUGGUGAACGAUUUUUUUAGUGCAUUGUUUGAAUUUUGUUUGAGCCCCUUACAUAAAGACAUCUAUUAUUCA
Cheilinus undulatus (humphead wrasse) is the source of this 751-nucleotide messenger RNA. It is a transcript of the gene oip5, whose product is annotated as opa interacting protein 5. The transcript has 5 exons. Gene Ontology annotation, biological process: chromosome segregation; CENP-A containing chromatin assembly. Lineage: Eukaryota; Metazoa; Chordata; Actinopteri; Labriformes; Labridae. Gene Ontology annotation, cellular component: nucleus; chromosome, centromeric region; chromatin. The coding region runs from base 88 to 624 and encodes 178 amino acids. The record is from RefSeq and is a predicted model, not a curated record.